This is a messenger RNA of Lindgomyces ingoldianus, 381 nucleotides long. Its product is annotated as ankyrin. Gene Ontology annotation, molecular function: protein binding. The annotation marks the transcript as partial. NCBI's taxonomy places the organism in Eukaryota, Fungi, Ascomycota, Dothideomycetes, Pleosporales, Lindgomycetaceae. The transcript is spliced from 2 exons. The record is from RefSeq and is a predicted model, not a curated record.
GUGGUGAAGCUGCUGCUUGAAAAUGGUGCCGUUGUCAAUGCGCAGGGUGGAUACUACGGCAACGCACUCCAGGCAGCUUCAAGUAAAGGACACAAGGAGGUCGUAAGGCUGCUGCUUGACAAGGACGCCAACGUUAACGCGCAGGGUGGAUACUACGGCAAUGCACUCCAGGCAGCUUCAACAGGAGGCUACAAGGAUGUGGGGAAGCUCCUGCUUGACAAAGGUGCCAAUGUCAACGCGGAGGGUGGAGAGUACGGCAACGCACUCCAGGUGGCUUCCCAUAAUGGCCACAAGGAGGUAGUAAAGCUGCUGCUUGAAAAGGGCGCCGUCCUUAACGCGCACGGUGGAUACUACGGCAACGCACUUCAGGCAGCUUCAGCA